CUUCAGUACGCUUCGAAACGAUCUGUAGUUUUAUCACCAAACAGGAAAGACGUCAAGAAUUCCCGGUCGGAACAAGCCACCGCUUUUCGAGCUCUGACGCAUUCGCUUCACAUUUUCCUCUUCUCUGCUUCCAUCUCGUUCGGCAUCUGUGAAUUUCACAGCUCCGGUAUUGUAUGAAUUGAGCCGGUGAUCAUGGGCGCGGCCAAGGAAGAGUUUCUCAGGGAGUUCGGUCGAGACUACGGCUAUCCCGGCGGUCCAAAAACCAUCGAUGAAAUUCGAGCCACUGAAUUUAAGCGACUAGGUGGUAUGGCCUACUUGGACCAUGCAGGUGCAACUUUGUAUUCCGAGUUACAAAUGGAGUCGAUCUUCAAAGAUCUCACUGCUAAUAUAUAUGGCAAUCCUCAUAGCCAAAGUGAUUCGAGCUUUGCCACUUCUGACAUUGUAAGGAGUGCCCGUCAACAGGUCCUUGACUAUCUCAAAGCAUCUCCGAAAGACUACAAAUGCAUAUUUUCUUCUGGUGCAACAGCAGCACUAAAAUUAGUUGGUGAAGCUUUCCCAUGGAGUCACCAGAGCAGCUUUGUGUACACAAUGGAGAAUCAUAACAGUGUUCUUGGAAUCAGGGAAUAUGCUCUUGAACAAGGCGCUCAAGCCUAUGCUGUAAAUAUUGAAGAAGCAGAACAUGAUACAUUCACAGGAAAUGUUGCAUCAGUGCGAGCAACAAAGCACCAAAUACUAACGAGAAAUGAAGCCAAGUUUCUUGAUAAAGAUCAUACAGGCAGUGCGUAUAACUUGUUUGCCUUCCCUUCAGAGUGCAAUUUCUCUGGUUCGAAAUUUAGCCUUGAAUUGGUGAAGAUUGUUAAAGAAGAUUUGAUUAGAUAUUCUGAUGGCUCACCGUCUUUUAAAGGAUGCUGGAAGGUUUUGAUCGAUGCUGCAAAAGGAUGUGCCACAGAUCCGCCGGAUUUAUCCAAGUGUAAUGCUGAUUUUGUUGUUAUAUCUUUCUAUAAGCUGUUUGGGUAUCCAACUGGACUUGGAGCUCUCAUAGUUCAUACCGAUGCUGCCAAGUUAUUGAAGAGAACAUACUUCAGUGGAGGCACUGUUGCUGCUUCAAUCGCUGACAUUAACUAUGUCAAACGAAGAGAGGGCAUCGAGGAGCUCUUUGAAGAUGGUACAAUCCCAUUCUUGAGCAUAGCCUCUCUAUGCCAUGGGUUCAAAGUUCUAAAUUCUCUAACAAUACCUGCAAUAUCUCGGCAUACUUCAUCACUUGCCACGUACUUGAGGGACAUCCUCGUGGCCCUGCGACAUCCAAAUGGAACGAGCGUAUGCACUAUCUAUGGAAGUCGCUCUUCCAAGACACUAUGUAACGAAAUGGGUCCUGUAGUCUCAUUCAACUUGAGACAACCAGAUGGAUCUUGGGUUGGACAUCGUGAAGUGGAAAAACUGGCCUCUUUGUCUGGGAUUCAGUUAAGGACAGGAUGUUUUUGCAAUCCUGGUGCAUGUGCAAAAUAUCUUGGUCUAUCUCAUUCGGAUCUUGCUACAAAUAUUGCGGCAGGUCAUGUCUGCUGGGAUGAUUGUGAUAUAAUUAAUGGAAAACCAACCGGUGCUGUGAGAGUAUCCUUGGGAUACAUGUCAACUUAUGAAGAUAUCAAGAAAUUCAUUGAUUUUGUGUCAACUUCCUUUGUCUCAACACGAACUCACGCUAGUGAUGGAUCACAAUUUUGUGGAAGGUCAAUCCAUUUCGCAGACAUAGGUUUUGAGAACAGAUAUUCAGCUUCUCGAUUUCACUUGAAGUCUAUUACUGUCUAUCCAAUCAAAUCAUGUGCAGGGUUCAGCAUGGAUAGAUGGCCGUUAAGCAGUGGAGGGCUUCUUCAUGAUCGGGAGUGGCUACUUCAAAGCUUGACGGGGGAAACUCUUACACAGAAGAAGGUUCCUGAAAUGUCACUUCUACGUACUUAUAUUGACCUCAGUCAGGGUAUAUUGUAUAUUGAAUCCCCACGUUGCAAAGGGAGACUGCAGAUUACCCUAAAUUCAAGUCCUUGCAAUGACAAGAGAGAACAAAUAAGUUGGCAUGGUCAGAUAUAUCAAGUUCAGGGUUACAACAAGGAAGUUGAUACUUGGUUUAGUACAGCCAUUGGUCGGCCAUGUACUUUGUUGCGCCAUAUGAGUUCUAGUCAUUGUGUCAGCUCGUGUGAGAGAGAUGGCAUUGGUACCUGUAGAGAAUCACGAAGUCGCCUGAAUUUUCCCAAUGAAGCCCAAUUCUUGCUGAUAUCUGAGGAGAGUGUAUCAGACCUCAAUAACAGAUUGAAUUCCACAGAUGCUGGAAAGGACGUUCGUAGAACAUCAAUUCAAAUUAAUCCUAUGAGGUUCCGGCCAAAUCUUGUUAUAUCUGGAGGCAGACCUUAUGCUGAAGAUGAGUGGAGAAAUAUCAAAAUUGGCAACAAAUACUUCAGAUCGUUAGGUGGAUGCAACCGUUGCCAGAUGAUCAAUUUUGUUAUUGAUGCUGAACAAGUCCAGAAGACAAACGAACCUUUAGCUACUUUAGCAUCAUACCGUAGGGUGAAGCAGGGGAAAAUCUUGUUUGGGGUACUGCUGAGAUAUGAAAGUGAGGCUGGAGAAGGGAAGACCGAUGACUUAUGGCUUCAGGUUGGAGAAAGUAUAAUCCCAGAAUAGCUUCUUGACAUAUAUACUGACUCGGUAAAGUAUUAAAAUAGGGAAGUCAUUAUCUCCCUUCCUUACCCGCCCUCAAGAUUAGUUUUAAGAUAAAGUAGUUAGUUAAUUCAGGUGUAAAGUAAAGAAAUAAUGAUAGACUAAAAGUAAAAAAUGUAUUUAUUUGAGAUAGGAACUCACAGGUUUAGGAUUAAAAAAGAGGGACCAAUUUGAUGGUCAUAAAAGAUGGACAUUAUUCUAUACACACAAAGAUAUUCAACAAGAUGGAGAUCUGUUGAAUUUAUAGUCAAAAGGGAUAGAUAAGGGAAUCGGGGAGAAAAGCUCCUCGUCGAUUUCUUUUGGAGGAAGAUGGCCUGCCAUGCUUUUCUUCCAUCAUGAAUUCCGACUCUCUAGCUACAAUAAUAAGGAUGGCGAUGGAAACCUUUUUUUUUUCCCUCUCGAUUGAUGUAUUGAUCACUAUCUUAUAUUAUAUGUAUUAUUAAAUAUUUGAAGUCAAAAGAUGUUAAAAGGAUUACUGAUAUUUGUUAUUA
Cucumis melo (muskmelon) is the source of this 3194-nucleotide messenger RNA. Its product is annotated as molybdenum cofactor sulfurase. Lineage: Eukaryota; Viridiplantae; Streptophyta; Magnoliopsida; Cucurbitales; Cucurbitaceae. The record is from RefSeq and is a predicted model, not a curated record. Gene Ontology annotation, molecular function: pyridoxal phosphate binding; molybdenum ion binding; molybdenum cofactor sulfurtransferase activity. Gene Ontology annotation, biological process: Mo-molybdopterin cofactor biosynthetic process. The coding region runs from base 193 to 2667 and encodes 824 amino acids. The transcript has 22 exons.